UGUGGGGGGGAAAAAGGGAGGCCAGGGGGCACGGAGUCAGAGUGGCGCAGCAAGUGGCUGCAGGUGGCGGCGGGCGCGGAGUGAGGUAGCGCGGCGGACGCCGAGGAGAAGGCCGAGGGGGUGGGCAGGAAACCCGAACUGCAGCCUGUGCGGCUGGCCCGGGGGCCGCGGAGUCCCCACCCCGGGAGAUGGACCUCAACCGGAUCAUCCAGGCGCUGAAGGGCACCAUCGACCCCAAGCUGCGGAUCGCGGCCGAGAACGAGCUCAACCAGUCCUACAAGAUUAUCAAUUUUGCUCCCAGUUUACUGCGGAUCAUCGUCUCGGAUCAUGUGGAAUUCCCAGUACGCCAGGCCGCCGCCAUCUACCUGAAGAACAUGGUGACGCAGUACUGGCCGGACCGGGAGCCCCAUCCGGGAGAGGCAGUGUUUCCGUUCAACAUCCACGAGAACGACCGCCAGCAGAUCCGCGACCACAUCGUGGAAGGCAUCAUCCGCUCCCCGGACUUGGUGAGAGUCCAGCUGACGAUGUGCCUGCGCGUCAUCAUCAAACACGAUUUUCCGGGCCAGUGGCCGGCGGUGGUGGACAAGAUCAGCUGCUACCUGCAGUCGCAGGACACGAGCGGCUGGCUGGGCAGUCUGCUGUGUCUGUAUCAGCUGGUGAAGACGUACGAAUACAAGAAGGCGGAAGAAAGAGAACCUCUGAUAGCAGCCAUGCACAUAUUUCUGCCCCGCAUUCAGCAGCAAAUCGUGCAGCUCCUUCCCGACCCCUGCCACUACUCUGUGCUCCUGCAGAAGCAGAUUCUGAAAAUAUUCUACGCCCUCGUCCAGUACGUGCUGCCUCUGCAGCUGGUGAGUAACCAGACCAUGACCACGUGGAUGGAGAUCUUCCGCACGAUCGUCGACAGGACAGUCCCUCCCGAGACCCUGCAGAUCGACGAGGAUGACAGGCCCGAGCUCGUGUGGUGGAAGUGUAAGAAGUGGGCGCUGCACAUCGUGGCCCGUCUCUUUGAACGAUACGGAAGCCCAGGAAAUGUCACAAAAGAAUACUUUGAAUUUUCUGAAUUCUUUUUGAAAACCUAUGCAGUAGGAAUUCAGCAGGUACUACUAAAAAUUUUAGACCAGUACAGACAGAAAGAAUACGUGGCCCCCCGUGUUCUUCAGCAGGCAUUCAACUACCUGAACCAGGGAGUGGUCCACUCUGUGACCUGGAAGCAGAUGAAGCCGCACAUGCAGAACAUAUCGGAGGAUGUGAUCUUCCCAGUGAUGUGCUACAGAGACGAGGAUGAGGAGCUGUGGCAGGAAGAUCCGCACGAGUACAUCAGGAUGAAGUUUGAUAUUUUUGAAGAUUAUGCUUCUCCCACCACAGCAGCCCAGACUCUGCUGUAUACUGCUGCAAAGAAAAGGAAAGAGGUCUUGCCAAAAAUGAUGGCGUUCUGCUACCAAGUCCUCACAGACCCGAGUGUCGAUCCCAGGAAGAAGGACGGAGCCCUGCACGUGAUUGGCUCCCUGGCUGAGAUUUUACUGAAGAAGAGUUUAUUCAAGGACCAAAUUGAGUUGUUUCUGCAGAAUCAUGUGUUCCCAUUGUUACUGUCCCACCUGGGAUAUCUUCGAGCUAGAUCGUGCUGGGUACUCCAUGCAUUUAGUUCUCUGAAGUUUCACAAUGAGCUCAACCUGAGAAAUGCCGUUGAAUUAGCCAAGAAGAGCCUGAUCGAAGAUAAGGAGAUGCCUGUUAAAGUUGAAGCCGCUCUUGCUCUCCAGUCAUUAAUCUCUAAUCAGAUACAAGCUAAGGAAUUCAUGAAGCCACACGUGAGGCCCAUCAUGCAGGAGCUGUUGCACAUCGUCAGAGAAACUGAGAACGAUGACGUCACCAACGUGAUCCAGAAGAUGAUCUGCGAGUACAGUCCGGAGGUGGCCUCCAUUGCGGUCGAGAUGACUCAGCACCUGGCUGAGAUAUUUGGGAAAGUUCUUCAAAGUGAUGAAUAUGAAGAAGUAGAAGACAAGACAGUAAUGGCAAUGGGUAUCCUACAUACCAUUGAUACCAUCUUAACGGUUGUAGAAGAUCACAAAGAGAUUACACAGCAGUUAGAGAAUAUCUGUCUACGGAUCAUUGACCUGGUUUUACAGAAGCACGUGAUUGAGUUCUACGAAGAAAUCCUUUCGCUGGCGUACAGUCUGACCUGCCGCACUGUUUCCCCUCAGAUGUGGCAGCUCCUCGGAAUCCUGUACGAGAUCUUUCAGCAGGGCUGUUUUGAAUAUUUCACAGACAUGAUGCCUCUCCUACACAAUUACGUGACCAUCGACACAACUACUUUCCUGUCCAACCCAAAGCAUUUAGAAAUCCUCUUCACGAUGUGCAGGAAGGUGCUGUGUGGAGACGCGGGAGAAGACGCAGAGUGCCACGCGGCCAAACUGCUGGAAGUCAUCAUUCUGCAAUGCAAAGGAAGGGGAAUUGAUCAGUGCAUUCCGCUCUUUGUCCAGCUUGUUCUGGAGAGGUUAACUCGAGGGGUCAAGACCAGCGAGCUGCGUACCAUGUGUCUCCAGGUGGCAAUCGCUGCCUUGUACUACAGCCCUGACUUGCUGCUGCAUACUCUAGAGCGAGUGCAGCUGCCGCACAACCCGGGACCUAUCACUGUACAGUUUAUCAAUCAGUGGAUGAAUGACACGGAUUAUUUUAUUGGGCAUCAUGACCGGAAGAUGUGUAUCAUAGGUCUGAGUAUCCUUUUGGAAUUGCAAAACCGACCUCCUGCCGUGGAUGCUGUGGUGGGGCAGAUCAUUCCCUCGAUUCUUUUCCUGUUCCUUGGCCUGAAGCAGAUCUGUGCCACUAGACAGCUGGUAAACCGGGAAGAUCGUUCAAAAACUGAGCAAGCCGACAUGGAUGAAAAUGAGGAGAUUUCAAGCGACGAAGAGGAGACGAACGUGGCCUCUCAGGCCGUGCAGUCGAGCAGCGGGCGAGGAGAAGACGAGGAGGAGGACGACGACGACUGGGCCGACGAGGUGCUGGAGGAGACCGCCCUCGAGGGCUUCAGCACGCCUCUGGACCUGGACAACAGUGUGGAUGAAUACCAGUUCUUCACCCAGGCUCUGCUCACUGUGCAGAGUCGGGACGCUGCGUGGUACCAGCUGCUGACGGCGCCGCUCAGCGAGGACCAGAGGCGAGCGCUGCAGGAGGUGUACACGCUGGCGGAGCACCGGCGGACGGUGGCAGAGGCGAAGAAGAAGAUUGAACAGCAGGGAGGCUUCACGUUCGAAAGCAAAGGAGUCCUCUCCGCGUUCAACUUCAGCGCCGUGCCCAGCAGCCACUGAAGGAGCAGGCGCGCCGGGUGUGAGUGCUGAGGGCAGGAGCGCGGGCUCCCUGGAGGGCCCCUCCUGCCGGACCAGCCGGCUGCUGGCUCUGGGCAGCAGCACUUGGCCCCGCUCGGACCUCUCUCCCCCUGAGGUCUGCCUCCUGAGCGGCUACUGUCAUGUGUGAGGUCCGGCACGGCGGCUGGGUUGAACAGGACGGACCGUGAGCCCGCAAGGCUGCGCGCCCGGGCGUCGGCUCGCCCGUCUCAGGUUCUGCCCGUGCAGGCUCAGUGGUUUUACGCGGAUAACAGUGCCUUCUGUUGUACAUGAAUUACCACACACAAAUUUUUUUUGGUGUGCAUUGCCAUUUUUUUUUAAAAACAUCUUUCUAGAUACAAUGCAAACUUUGGUCAAAUGUCAACUUGUUCUGCGUUGGACUCUGAAUUUAGGCAUCAGCUGCAAGUCACUCUGGUUUCUAAGACAUCACUGCUCCCUGAGCUCGGCCUGCUGGGGGCUCGCUUCAGGGGUGCAACACAGGCACUGGCUCUGGGGUUUCAGAUGUGUUGUGGCUUUUUAACAAGUGUCUUAUUCCCUCCCCCAGUCACGUUUUCUGCCUUGAAGAUUGCUUUGGGGUCAGUAUUAUGCAUAUCAGUUCCACCCACAACCUGGUAAGUGCAGGACUCGGCAGCCCGUGAGUCCCUGGGGUUCACUGUGCCUCCAGGUGGAUUCUGAGUCAUGGACUUCAUUAUGCAAUGGGUCGCUGAUCUUCGCUAAAGCACACUGAACUCUGGGAGACGUGUGCUACCUGAGAAGCACCUGUCUCUGGGUGGCAGCUUGUGUCUUUAACUCACCAUUCCAGCUGUGGCGGACCAGGGUCCAAAGCAUUUUAUAAUGAUUUUAUCUAGCAAAAAACCCAAGCAAAUCUGACUUGGGAUGUUCGCACCCGGGAGUGUUUCCUCCCACCUAGUGGGUUUCAGUGUUGACUGUAGUGCAGUUCUCGGGGGGGCGUGCCAGUCCGCUGCACUCUGAGACGGCACUGCUGUGGGACAGCCUGGGGGAGGUGCUGCAGCUGCUUCAGGCCCAGACCUGGGCUGCCGCCCGUUCACCCCUCAGGGUGACGAGUCUCUCGGCGCACAGCCUCCUGCUGGCUGUGGCGCAGCUUGUCCGUGUCUGUAAGGCCUGCAGCUUCAGUUUCCCAUCCGUGGCUGGAGGAAUUUUUUUCCCAGGUGCAUCCCUCAGUUAACUCUCCUAGAAGGCCGUGAGUCUCAGAGGGAAUCGACCCCCUGCCCUCCAAGGCACUGGAGCUGCAUGUGGGUGGGAGAGAGCCGGGCGGUGGGCGUUGUAGAGAGCUGGGGAGCUCUGUGCUCCGGCUGGGUCCCGUGCGGCUUAGUUUUCACACGAGUCUUACGCCUUCACACUGGAGUCUGAAGCGCAGAGGCCUGCGGUUUUAUUCUGUGGUGUGCUGUCUUCUGCAGUUAGAGGGGAGGAAGUGCAGGUGCAGCACGCGCUCUUGCUGCGGAAGCCAGGGGAGUGUGGGACUCUUACCAGCAGUGCUAACCUGAAUGUGACCUGGUCCCCUUGCAAAUGCAGGAACUCACAUGAAUGUACUGUACAAUAAAGUGCGGGCUGAUUCCCCGGAUCCUGA
Molecule: messenger RNA, 4926 nt
Organism: Oryctolagus cuniculus (rabbit)
Lineage: Eukaryota; Metazoa; Chordata; Mammalia; Lagomorpha; Leporidae
Gene: IPO8
Product: importin 8
Biological process (GO): protein import into nucleus
Cellular component (GO): cytosol; nuclear envelope
Molecular function (GO): small GTPase binding
Source: RefSeq, a predicted model, not a curated record